Messenger RNA from Myodes glareolus (Bank vole), 1587 nucleotides. NCBI's taxonomy places the organism in Eukaryota, Metazoa, Chordata, Mammalia, Rodentia, Cricetidae. The record is from RefSeq and is a predicted model, not a curated record.
GAGCGCUUCUUCGCUGUCCCCACUCUUCCUCGGAGAGCAGCCGGGGUGCACGGACCGACAGACUAACCGACUCCCUGCCGGGCCGCACUGCCUAGGGGGCGCGGACACCAGGUGUCCAGGACCAACCCAGCCCUCUCUACCCCGUCGUGCCCCGCCCCGUCCCGUCGGGGCCGAUGGCUCCUUCGGAGGCACGUAGUCCGGGGGGCGCAGGGUAGAGCUCCGCAGCCCGGCAACGUAGCCCGGGGACUCCUCGGGUCCUUCCGGAGCCCCGCGGAGUCCCCGCCGUCUGUCCGGCGGGAUAAGGGGGCGAGUGGGAGAGCCCUCCCCCACGCCGCCCCCUCCUCCGAGCGUCGAGACAAGAUGCUGCCCGGGCUCCGGCGCCUGCUGCAAGGUCCUGCCUCGGCCUGCCUCCUGCUGACAUUCCUGGCCUUCCCUCUGGUGACUCCCAGCUGCCCUAUGCUCUGCACCUGCUACUCAUCCCCGCCCACCGUGAGCUGCCAGGCCAACAACUUCUCCUCGGUGCCGCUGUCCCUGCCACCCAGCACACAGCGACUCUUCCUACAGAACAACCUCAUCCGCUCCCUGCGGCCAGGCACCUUCGGGCCCAGCCUGCUCACCCUGUGGCUCUUCUCCAACAACCUCUCCACCAUCUACCCUGGCACCUUCCGCCAUCUGCAGGCCCUAGAGGAACUGGACCUCGGUGACAACCGGCACCUUCGCUCCCUAGAGCCCGACACCUUCCAGGGCCUGGAGCGCCUGCAGUCGCUACACCUGUACCGCUGCCAGCUCAGCAGCCUGCCCGGCAACAUUUUCCGAGGCCUGGUCAGCCUACAGUACCUCUACCUCCAGGAGAACAGCCUGCUCCACCUACAGGCGCCCGCGGACUCGCGUGGCCCCGCGCUCUCGGCCGGGCUGCGCACCCCGCUGCUCUGCCUCUUGCUCCUGGCGCCCCAUCACCUCUGACUGCGGUGCUCAGACGGCAGAGGCCGCGGCCUUCGCCCCGCACCCCUUCUCUGCCCCACCGAGCUGCGGCUCCAUCCUCUUCGCCCCUUGUUUGCGGCCGGCCUUUGCGGCGCCUUCCCCAGGCCCCCUCGCUCCUUUUCUUCCCGGGGACCACGCUGUCUCAUUUGCCUUCUGGGCUGUUCAAUGGCAGCCCCUAAGACGGUGUUUAAGGUGGCUCGGCCCCUUUCGUCCUGAUUCUAGCCAUUAACUCUUUUUCCCCCCAAAUCCCAAGACUGGGGCGGGGCACCCCAGGCAGCCAUUGCUCCUCUCUCCAGGGCCCCACAGUGGACUGGAGGGGCUUUUGUCUACAGAGCACCUUCCACCAGCAGAGCCUUUGAAAGCUCCCCAGGGAGCCUCCCUUCCUCCCCCGGACCUUGGGAGGGUUGCCUCAGCAAGGCCCAGGCUGCUCCUGGACCAUGCUUGUCCUUCAGCCUCCUGACACCUGGAGGAAUAACUUUUCUCCUAAGUCUACCCAGAACACUUUUUAGGGUGCCCGGAGAGUUUCCUCUCCACCAUGGCCCCUGUGUGGUGAAGAUCAAAAGAAGUUGUUUGGGGGAAAAUUUAUUAAAAAGUUCUAUUAUUUUA